Messenger RNA from Euleptes europaea (tarantolino), 3705 nucleotides. It is a transcript of the gene FHDC1, whose product is annotated as FH2 domain containing 1. Gene Ontology annotation, molecular function: actin binding; microtubule binding. NCBI's taxonomy places the organism in Eukaryota, Metazoa, Chordata, Lepidosauria, Squamata, Sphaerodactylidae. The transcript has 11 exons. Gene Ontology annotation, biological process: actin filament polymerization. The record is from RefSeq and is a predicted model, not a curated record. Bases 87 to 3404 code for a protein of 1105 amino acids. Gene Ontology annotation, cellular component: cytoplasm; actin filament.
ACAAGAUGCAAAUAGCUACUGUGCUGUUUUGAUGUUACGUGAGCAUCCAAGGAACAAAGCCUCUCUCCCCAGAGAGAGACUAUAAAAUGCAUGUUAUGAAUUGUGUCUCCUUGGUCAAUGAUAAAGAAAAUGGAGCUAUUUCAGUUGAAGCUGGAUUAAUGAUUGGAGAUACAACAGAGCCACAAGAACCACAGCCACCUCCACCGCCACCUCUACCUCCUCCACCAUGUCCAUCUACAGAAGCUGCUGGGGUACCACCACCACCUCCACCUCCUCCUCCAGUACUAAGCAGACCUCCAUUGCCCCAGGUUGUAAAUGGGCAUGGCCACCAGAGCAAAAAGAAGCGGAUACGUAAUUUCUUCUGGAAAACUAUCCCUGAAGAACAAGUUCGGGGUAAAACCAAUAUCUGGACAAUUGGUGCAAAGCAGAGCUACCAAAUUGACACAAAGACAAUUGAGGAAUUCUUUGGGCAGCAGGAAGAAGCAGCACGUCUGGAUGCCAGACAUAGAAGUUUAAGGAGAUCAUUUAAGGAUGCCAAACAAGAGAUUAAUAUUUUGGAUGCCAAAAGAAGUAUGAAUAUUGGGAUUUUCCUCAAGCAAUUCAAAAAAUCAUUUGGAUCCAUAAUUGAAGAUUUUCACUCAGGAAGAAGUGAUCUCUAUAGUUCUGAGACACUACGUGAACUUCUUAAGUUAUUGCCAGAAACAGAAGAGGUAAAAAAGUUAAAAGACUUCAGUGGAGAUGUAUCAAAACUGUGUCAAGCAGAUUCUUUUAUGUACUUGCUAAUCCAGGUGCCAAACUACUCACUACGAAUUGAAGCCAUGAUGUUGAAAAAAGAAUUCUCCCCAUCUUGUACUUCUCUGCAGAAAGACAUGACGAUUAUAAGGAAGGCUACUAAAGAGCUAAUGUGCUGUGAAGAGUUACAUUCCAUAUUGCAUUUGGUCCUUCAGGCUGGGAACAUUAUGAAUGCUGGCGGCUGUGCUGGCAAUGCAGUUGGUUUUAAACUGUCCUCAUUACUCAAAUUGGCAGAUACAAAAGCAAACCGGCCUGGGAUGAACCUGCUUCAUUUUGUUGUUUUGGAAGCCCAAAAGAAAGAUAAAGUUCUUCUCACCUUUUCGGAAAAAUUGCAGCAUGUUCAAGAGGCAGCCAGAAUACCUCUUGAUAAUCUAGAAGCAGAGCUUAAUUCCCUCUCCUCAAAAACAAAAUCUCUUAAGGAAAAUAUCCGAAAAGAUCCGGAGCUGUUUCGCCAGAUGGAAGGCUUCUUCCAGUUUGCUGUAAAAGAAAUAAAAGAACUUGAACAGUGGAAACGGGACCUGCUAAAGGAAGCAAAUGCCCUUAUGGACUUCUUGUGUGAAGAUAAAGAAACAGUGAAGCUGGAGGAAUGCUUUCAGAUAUUCAGGGAUUUUUGCCUAAGGUUCAACAAAGCAGUUAAGGAAAACAAGGAAAGAGAGACCCAUGAACUUCAGCAGCGGCAGCGGUUAAAGGAGCGGGAGGGAAAACGUCUGUCAUGGGUUGCUGGAGAGUUCGGGGCUUUUGGCAGGAGCAGCAGCGAAAGUGAUGUCGGUACAUUGACUAGGAGGGGACUUGAAGAUUUUAUGCCCUUCUUGCAGCAGAGACCCCAAAGUCCUGCCCACCGAAAUGCCAGCAUUAGGCGCUCCCGGCAUUCCUUGGGAAUCACUGCAGACCGAGAGCUGUUGGCUUUCCUAGAGAUCUCAAAGGACGAGGAGCCAAAGAAGUCAAACAGCCUCCCCCAUGCACAAGCGAGACCCAGUGUGGCUUGGAAUGAAUCCGAAGAGUCUGGAGAGCAUUGUUUAACUAACUCACCUCAAGCAUCUGAAGAAGGCACGGACUAUGGUUACUUUCAGUCAUCUCCACCUCAGCCUGGUCUCAUAGAAGAUGUAGAAGAAUUCGACACUGCUAGUGAACAGGAGAGUGUGGACAGUGACAAGUACAGGUUCAAUGUGCCUUCUAUGGAAGCCACAGGUACAGCCCCCUGGGACCUGUCUGUUGAGGAACAUGAACUUGUUACUGGGCUGAUUAAGUUUGACCUCCAUGGAGCAAAUGCUACAGAGGACCCAUCUACAGUUCAUUUUGAGAUUGGUGGGACAGAUUUGAAGACUUUGGGUGAUUCGAGCUUCCACUCUCUUGGCAUCACAGGUGAUCCUGUACCAUCCUGCAGAACAUCUAGAGAGACUGUUUAUAAAGUUGAACACGACGCUCUAGAACUUAGUGAUAGCCCCACUUCUACAGAUAGUAGUGUUUUAGGAAAUAAGGUGCAUAGGCCAGCCUUCUGUGUAUCAGAUACUACUGACUGUUCCUUAACACUCGAUCUGUCGGAAGGAAAUGAUGCAAAGCUUGGAGGCAACAAAAUGAAAAAGGAUGAUGGUGCUAUGGCCCUUUUUAUGAAUGAUCUGGAAACUGGUGGUAGAUCCCUUUUAGGUGUCAGUUCUUCAUUUCCAGUUGAUAAAGAAGACUCUAGCAGCAAGCUUGGUCUUCCUAAGGAAAAACCCAUAAAGAGCAAAGAUUCAUCAGGACCAAAGAGAAACUCCCUAAAAGAAAAAUCUCCAAGUUCCACAAAAUCCAGCAGCGGACCUCCCAAUCAUCCCAGACCAGUCAGAACUUUGAAUGUCUCCGAGAAUGCAAAUAUGAGAAAAGUUGUGCCUAUUUCCAGGUCAACUAAAGCACCACCCCCUACUUGUACAAAAAAGCCAGAGGCUAAGCCAGCAUCUCGCGACACCACCAUAACUGAAACACGGUUGUCACGUCGCAAUUCUGUACGGGGUAUUGCUGAAACAGUGCCAAAACCUCUGUACAGGCAAAGUAUAUCUGUAGAGGAGCCAAAAUUUCAGCGAGGGACUACAUGUACAAGCAGUGGCCAUUUUGAGAGGGAGCAACUUCAGCACAAAGGCUCCUUCAAAAAGCCAGGCUGUAAACCUGUCAGGUAUGUCCCCAAAUCGAAAAACGAUGAAACGAAGAUAUGCCGCUCUUCGACCAAACCCCAGUCCCCUACCGAUACUAACAAAAGCACAUCUGUCAUUGUUCCCAAGACACCAACUCCUGUUCCAAGCUUUGCCAGGAAUACAGUGGCCUCUUCCUCGAGAUGUGCAAAGGUGGAGUUGCCAGCCUCUUCUAGACCUGCAACCCUCACAAGGUCUCUGUCUCAGAGGCUGCCUAGGAUGAGAAUAGCAACAUCAUCUGAUGAGUUUAAUCCAAGGGAAAACAGUGGAAGCCCUCUGAAAAGAGCAAACAGUGCUAGAAUGAUUAAACGGGGCACUGACUCUGUUGACCAUCUAAGUGUUAAGAUGGACUCUAUGCUAAGGGAAGAAAUAGACAUGGAGAAGUCAGCAUCCCUUAAAUUUAAAGAUGGGAAUCAGACUACAUUAGGGAAAUUACUGAAUCGCUUCUGAAAAUAAGGGGUUUAUCAUUUGACAAUAUAGAAUGUGAAAACCAGCUUUUUCAACACUGAAAGUUGUCUGUUGCAAAAUACCCAAGAAGUUGUUAUAUUUUAAUAGUAUCAGCUGGUAAUUAAGGUAUGUUGGUACAUCAGAAAUGAGAAGCUCCUUAGCUCUCUGGUCUUGAUCCUGCUGUAUGUCUGAAUUGAAUGUAUUCAAAAUGACUGUGAUGGAAUAGCUGUAAACAAAGUUUCCUUGCUUUUGAGACAUAGUACCUCCACGCUGAUUUUACAUGCUAAAGAAAUGGUUGUGUCUA